CUACUUUUUUGGCUCUUGAAUUUCUUCAGUUUAAUCGAAGAUGAGUCGGCCAAUGGAAGAGGAUGCCCCUGGGAAAAAUGAGGAAGAGGAGUUCAAUACUGGCCCACUUUCCGUCCUGAUGAUGAGUGUUAAGAAUAACACACAGGUGCUCAUCAACUGUAGAAACAACAGGAAACUUCUUGGUCGUGUGAGGGCAUUUGAUCGUCACUGCAACAUGGUGCUUGAAAAUGUUAGAGAAAUGUGGACUGAGGUGCCCAAGACUGGAAAAGGAAAAAGAAGGCUAAUCCUGGCGAGAAUGCCUGCUCCAUAUGGGGAAUCCAGCACGUUCAAGAUGUUCGGCGGCCCAGGGGCAAAUCCUAGGAUUUGA
This is a messenger RNA of Lycium ferocissimum, 367 nucleotides long. RefSeq lists its product as uncharacterized. Gene Ontology annotation, cellular component: U2 snRNP; catalytic step 2 spliceosome; U5 snRNP. The coding region runs from base 41 to 367 and encodes 108 amino acids. Gene Ontology annotation, molecular function: RNA binding. NCBI's taxonomy places the organism in Eukaryota, Viridiplantae, Streptophyta, Magnoliopsida, Solanales, Solanaceae. The record is from RefSeq and is a predicted model, not a curated record. The transcript is spliced from 6 exons. Gene Ontology annotation, biological process: RNA splicing; spliceosomal snRNP assembly.